GGACGACGAUGACACCGAGAUCGCCACGAGGCCUACACGCGCCGACAUCCGUGUAUUUCCUCCAAUUUUUCGGAAUCGACGGUAAAGCUGACGUCACCGCGGAUAAUCCGACGAAAAUGUUAUUUUAAAUACGAGGAAAAUGACAUUCGUCGAAAAAAGAAAAUUAAUUUACGUACUUGAAUGCGACAACAGCGAUAAUUAUGAAAUUAUCGAGGCACGAGCUUGUCCUAACGGCGCGGCAUAUCGUUGAAUUAUUCGAACGACCUCAUCUCGAGCUAAGCUCGUUCGAAGAUUCCUAUAAAUUUAUGUCGCUAAAUGAGUAAAUGUAACGUAAAUAAUUAUGCGUAAUUGUCGAAGGAAACGAUAAGAGUCUAUUGUUUUAUUCGCCUCGAUAUUGGAAACGGAUAACGAAGUAAACCUUGCUUGCUCACUUUUCUUUUUUUUUUUUAAAUCCUUCACGUUUUUUCGAAAAAACUGAGCAAUCACGGAAAGUAGUGAAAAGUGUUGGUCGGUCGGAUAAAGUCAUAAUGAAUGAUAUCGACAACCGUUCUCGAAAUCAAAGUCGAUCCGAUAAGCCAUAAUCUAGCUUUUUUUUUACGUUUGUUUUGUGUUUUUCAACUAAUGUCCGCUUGAUCCGCAUACUUAUGUCGUUUCUUGUUCUUUGUUUAAAAGAUCGAGAAAAAGUGAAAUUCAAAACUACCUUCUUUAAUCUUCUAAAUGCUUUUCGUUCGGGGUUGUGUCAACUCUUUACCGUACGGCUUAGUAACGGGACACCGCGAGAUUUGCUCUCGAAAGUUUUUGUCGUCAGAACCAUGAUUUCGAAGGAUCUUUGUGGUCCUUCUCAUGGAUUUUUCGAGAUCCAUCUUUUGCGAUCGUGGAUGACCGAUCGGCAGACAUUUCGCAUACAUAUAAACGAUCGAGCGAAGAAAUACGCGAAGAAAGGAAGUAUUCUCCGGGGCGUAGGAAAUAAUACAUUCUCAGAAAGAAAUCGCGUAUUUUUGAGAAGGGCGUGUCACCUAGCAGUGCCCUAAAUAGAGGAAAGGAAAGAUGCUAUGCUAAGACCGGAAGUAUGCAAAUCUCGAAAAGUCUGUUGGCAAAACUUACGGCCGGUGGUCCGAAGAUAAAUCGUAAAGUAAUUACCGAGGUGCCCCGUCGAUUUUCCUCAAUGUGUUGUAGGUUACUGGAUUUUUCCUCUUCCUUUCCUUAAUGUUCCUUUUUUUCUUUUCUCUUCUUUUUCCUUCCUUUCGAUUAAUCCAUCAAAUCGUCCGAGCUCGAGAUGCAUCUCUGCGUCAAUGAACGUAACGAAUAACAAACACGUUAUAUCUAUAUUUAAUAAAUUACGGACCGCAAGGUGAUUCGUUGAAAGAAAAUAAAUAACGUAGAACGAAUAGCUACUAUCGACGCGUUUAGACAUUGACUACACUUAUUAAGAUCACGUAGGAAGCUUAUAGCACGUUAUAAAAAAAUAUUUUUACGUCCUUUACCUGUUAUCGGCACCUCGUUUCUACGGAAUAGCUACUCUUGCUUAAUACCCAAACAUUCGACAUUUUCGAAGAACGUCACAGGCUUCAUUGCAUAAGUUUAUUAUCGGCAUUUCUUUUUAAAAUUCCUAUGCAACAAUACGUACCGAACGAUUAACAAUCAAGGAAGGAAGAUUUGUCCAUGACAAAAUCGUUGUUACGAAAAUCACUUAAAAAUUUUAUGCCCUAUAUUUUGCCUUUUCUAUUAUGUUUUUAUCACCCUUUUUCUAUCAUUAGAGAAAUUCAUGUAAUUUUUUUCCACAUUAUUAACACAAUAUGGCCAAACGAUUAUCUCGAUAUAUUAUUACGUAGGUAGGUACAUACUAUUCGUACGUACAAGUUUUGACCAUAGUUCGAAUCAUUUUUCUUUUUUUUAAAUUUUUAUGAAAAAAAGCACAAUCGAUGAGUAAUCGAAAUUCUAAUUGUGACAUAUUUUUUUUCCAACGUCGAUUAUCCCGAAUAACGAGAUCGUGAGGAACGCAUUUACGGCAUAAAAUCGUCGAAUCGCGAUAGGGAAAAUUAUCUUCGAAAAUGAGCUAAGAAGCAAUAACGGAUUGUAGAUAACGAACGACACGUGGAAAGAAAGUUUCGAAGAAAAGCUAUUAAAAAAUCACGUAGGCUUUUGUCACCGAAAAUGCGAAUCGAAGAGCUUUGUCUCUCUCUCUCUAUUGCGUUCACAUUUACGUUUCAACGAGUUGAAAUACGAGAGAAAAAAGUAGGAGAAAUUUGUAUAGACACAAGCAUGGAAAAGUCUUCUCCUUUUUUUUUUUCGAGGAGAAUUUUUCGAGACGAAGAAUAAAUUAGGCGUUGUCAUUUUGGAGAAAAUAACUUUCCGCGAUCUCUUUCUUCGAUCGAACGAAUAAGAAUGACCGCGUGAGUACAGGAAAGAGUUAGGAAGAAAGAAAAGACAUCUAGGUCCACAGAGAUCUAGAAGAAGAAAAGAGAGAUUAUUUUGGCUCGACAAUUACUCGAAGAAGGAAGAUUUCGAUCCGCAAGAAAAGUGUCUUUUAAUUCCUAAAGCUCUUUAGGCAAAUUCACGAGUAGCCGCCCGUAGUCCUAAACGGCCACAAGUACGAUACAAAAUGUCCAUUAUAUCGGUCAUAAAUCACGUAGCAACGGGUAAAGAAACAACGUCUCUUAUGGGAUGUAGAAAAAAUGAAGAUCGAGGUACAAGGAAAGAGUGUCUUAAGAACGAAAGGGUUGAACGUGCGUUACUUAACGAGCUCCUCGACCUGGAACGACGUGACGUCCUACUGCGACUAGGAAAAUCUUCGACUGUCAAUUUUACAUUUUCGUUAACUCCUCGCUAUUGCGUGAAGUUUAAGAAGGUACCUGACAAUGGAUCUCUAUCGGUCAGUGAAACUUUUGACAAAUCUUGCGGUACGUCUCGCAGAAUUGGACCUACGGAUAUUGGCCCCUUGAGACGUUUUAUUACAAUACUCUUUCGUAAAAUACUUUCUUUCGUUAUUUUUACUUACAUAGGUAUGCGAGACACGCGCACGCAAUUUUCAUUUUUAGGUACAUUUUGAGGCACUUUGAACGUAUUUUUUUCGAGUCAACGAAGAUACAUACCUUACUUUUAUUAAAUAGUGAUUAACAAGCUACAUAAUAUUACGUAAAUAACAGUUUCAUUUAAGAUCGAGAGGAUAGAUCGCUUAAUAACAUACGAAACACGAACAAAGAGUCUUUAUUUCAACCUAUGAAUAGCUUGUUUGUAAACAAAACGUUUAGAAGAGAUUUGACAACAUCCAUCUACUUCUCCUUAAGGCUUUCCCGGAGAAAUUAUGCCUCCCCCCUCCCCAUUUCCUAAGAAAACCUCCUACCCCUGAAACGCACAAGGGUUGUCGAGUAUAUAAGCGAACGAACAUCCCCUCUCAUUUUAAACGAUCUUGGCAAUUCUUCGAGCGAAGACCGUAAGCGCCGUGGAACUCUUCGUCAGACUGAUUUCUCAACGUUCAAAGUCAUUCUAUUUCGCCUUAGUGACUAUCAUCGCUUUAGAAAGUAUCAUUAGUGUUUUCAUAACAGUACUUUCGGUGUGACCUCGGAUUAAUCAUUGGUCAAGAAGCGGUCUCCUUCUUAUCUCUGUUUCUCCUCCACGUAAAGAAAGACGAUAGACGAAAAAAAGCCAAGAGAUGGAGAUCAAGAUGGAAGAUUCGGCGAACGAAACGAAACCUUUAGAUUUUCGAAACUACUUGUCUUCUUUCGAAGGAAAAAAAGACUCGUCCCCGAUACAUCAGCCGCUCGAUUUUCGAUCCUGUCUGUCGCUACGAAAGUGUUUAAAGGAAGAGUCGCCAUUGGAGGAGAAAGAACCGGUUUUAGAUUUGUCGUGUAAAAAAAUCCUUAUUUUACCCUCGUCCAGUGAAAAUGACGUUCGCGAAGGAAAACAAAAGAUGCUCGAAUCAUCUACCGACGCGAAACUAUCUGCGAACGUUAAAUCUCAUAGCAGAACGGAUAGCAAAAGUCCCUUCGAGGGUCGCAGUUUCAUGGUCACCCCACCGUCGGAAUCGGAUUCACCGAAGAAAAUCAAGUUCGAAGAGGAUGCCGAGAGCGCGUCGACGGUGACCAAUAACGUCGAAGGAUAUUCUCUUUUACCGAUCAACGUUCCGACAGUACCAUCGAUAUUACCUACCUUGCUCACGGUAAAUUCCGACGGAACGAAAGAAAAAAUAUGCGCGAAAAUACAAUCGCCCACUACGACGACGCCGACGAUAUCGACUAACGUAUUGUCGGCGGACGCUCCGAGAAAAAUACCUAGACCCUUUAAAGCUUAUCCUCUGACUCUCACGGUGAGUACGCCGGAUAUGAUUUAUAAUCAAAAUUCCAACGAAACGUACUCCGAAUUUCGAAGUCGCAUGCUCGAGAACGUUAGACGUCAGAACGAAACGACGAAUCUUAAAAUGCGCAGAUCUAACAAAAAUACAACGGUAUUGCCGACGAGUACCGUGGAUGAGAAGGACGCUGCUUAUUGGGAGAGAAGAAAAAAAAAUAAUGAAGCGGCUAAACGAUCGAGAGACGCUAGGAGAGCGAAAGAAGAUGAAAUUGCAAUAAGAGCAGCUUUCCUCGAGCAGGAAAAUAUCAAAUUGAAAUACGAAUUGGCAGCGCUCAAAAAUGAAACUGCUAAGCUCAAGUGUAUGAUAUACUCGACGUAGAAUUUCUUACGUUUCAUCGAAUUUUGAUUUCAAAAUAGUAUCGUUUUUUUAUGUUCUAUUGUCUCUCUAUUUCCAACUUAUUAAGGGAAUAAUCGAUCGUUUUCUGUAUAUAUACAUGUUAUACACACAUCAUUCUGUAUAUAUGCAAAUACAUACAUAUAUACAUAUAUUUAUGUAUACUUAUGUGUUACUAAGUAUUAUACAUACAUAUAUAUGUAUACUUAUGUGUGUGCGUUCGAUAUAUUCGCAAAACGUUACUCGACGAGAUUACUUCUUCCGAGCUAAGCGAAAGACAAUGAACAAUGUGAAACCAAAAAAUUAGAUU
This is a messenger RNA of Vespula vulgaris, 4994 nucleotides long. It is a transcript of the gene gt, whose product is annotated as thyrotroph embryonic factor. NCBI's taxonomy places the organism in Eukaryota, Metazoa, Arthropoda, Insecta, Hymenoptera, Vespidae. Bases 3653 to 4669 code for a protein of 338 amino acids. The transcript is spliced from 2 exons. The record is from RefSeq and is a predicted model, not a curated record. Gene Ontology annotation, biological process: regulation of transcription by RNA polymerase II. Gene Ontology annotation, molecular function: RNA polymerase II cis-regulatory region sequence-specific DNA binding; DNA-binding transcription factor activity, RNA polymerase II-specific. Gene Ontology annotation, cellular component: nucleus.